CUUGUGAAAAUUGCAAAAUCGUUGCACGGGCUUUUGCUUUGCGCAAUUGUUUUCAAAUUUGAUCCGCAUUCGAUUUACAAACGAUUGACAACUGGUUUAAAGACGCCAGAAGUGUUUAAGGCUUUGGAGAGUGAGCCAUGGGGGUGCAUGGUCUGUGGCAGCUGCUGGGCUCCACUGGAAAACCUGUGCCGCUCGAGUCACUUGAAGGAAAAAUACUUGCCAUUGAUGUGAGUGUAUGGCUUCACCAGCUGUCGAAGGGUAUGCGUGAUGGCGCAGGAAACCCUCUCCCACACGCCCACCUCCACGGUCUCUUCACCCGUAUCUGUAAGCUCCUGUACUACCGGAUCAAGCCUGUGUUUGUGUUUGAUGGCGGGGUUCCCAUGUUGAAGAAGCAGACACUGGCUGCACGCCGUGGGAAGCGCGAGGAGGCAGAGCAGGCGAGCAUCCAGAUGCAGCAGAAGAUUCUGACCAAUCUGAUCCGUAGUCAGGCUCUCCAGGAAGCUUGUGGCGGAGGAGACAUACCAAUCCUUCCUCCUCAAGUGAAGAAUGCCAGGGCAAAGAAGGACGCUAUGUUUGAGUUGCCUCCCCUGCCUGAGUCUUCAAAAGUAUUCCUGUCCCAGAAGAGUGCUGAUGAUGACACAUUUGCUGACAGACAGGAGCUCAGGGAGAUGGUGGAGGAUGAGUAUCAAGACCUACAAUCAAUCGACGUGGAUUCACCAGACUUCAAGGCGCUACCACUGGAGCUUCAACACGAAAUCAUCAAGGACAUACGCCUCUCCAGAAAAAACUACAACCUUUCCAAGAUCGUUGAACUGCCGGAAGACUCGAAAGAUUUCUCCUCGUACCAGCUAUCAAAGCUGGUAAAACACAACCGUCUGAACACUCGUCUAGAUGACAUACAGCGGGACCUGAACCAGCGCCAGACACGAACCCUUGCCCAUCAGUACGGAGCAACCUUCCAUGAUGACCAUGAUGUGUACUCUGCUAAGCUCGCCUCGGAUGACUCCGCCCACUACUUCCUAGCCAAGAGAAAUCUGCUGAGGAAGAAAGAAGUAAAGGAGGAGGGUAGUGUGGGGAUUAAAGCCAGUAAAGAUGAAGGACAAUCCAGUAAGGUAGCAAAAGGUUUUGUGGAUAAACUAGUAGAAUCCGAUGAUGAGUCAGAGGAUGAGAUAACAGAACUCGCUGAUGGUUGGGAAAAGUCAAAACCAAGUUUGAGUUUAAGGGCUAAAUCAACCCAAGGUUUAAAGUCUGAUACAGAACAAGGUGUUAGGCGAAGAACAGAUUCAAAUAAUAGUAAGAGUAAAGCAGGUUUAAGUGAUGACAGGCCGAGGUUCAAACCAGUAAUUGAAAUAGAGUCAGGGUCAGAUUCAGACAGUGAAAUGACUGAUUUACAAGGUAAUGAGUUUAUGAAAUAUGAUGCCUCUGUAGAUGAUGAUCGUGAUCUCCAGCAGGCAAUUGAACAAUCACUGAGAGACAAGAACACACAGGGAGAUAUUGCUGUGAUAGAUGAAUUGUCUGAUGAGAGAAUUGAGAGCAGGGCUAAAACUAAUGCAACAAAAUGUGGCAAUAGUCUGAAUGAUAUUAGUAAGCACAAAGAGAAAGCAGUUAUCAUUCUUAGAAGUGAAAAGGGAGGUGAUGAUAUUGAAACGCAAGAUAAACCAGUUCCAAAAGGAAGGAGUUUUAACAUUUCCAAACAAGAUCUAAAAGCGAACAACACUUCUGAAAGUAAAGGCAAUAGUAUUAAUCUGGACAAGAGCCCGAAAUCGGGUAUACAAAUGUCCCGAUCUUAUGCAACAAGAUCAUCAAUACUGAAGCGUAAAAUAGCAAACACAUCUGACCGAUCAGAUGGCAGUGACAAGGCGGGGAAGAGGGUGAAGAUCGUGGUCUCGUCAUCAGAUGAGGAGGUGGUGGAUAUGGAUACUGCUGGUGCUGGGAAACCUGGGACAAGGAUACGGGUGUCCGAAUCUGAGUCUGACUCUGAAGAUGAUUUUAUUGAGGUUAAGGUGGACCUGAGGCAUGCUGCUGAGGACGAACUGUUCCCAGCCAGCUUGUUUCAGUUUCAAGAAGAAACCGCGGAGAAUAAACUCCCUGAUGGCCUGUCUAAGGUUGCAUAUGAUGAGAAAGACACUACAGAAGCCAAGUCCAUGAACAAAAAUCUUGCAAAGAAACCAGACAAUGAUGAGAAACCACUCCAGAAGCUACAAAACACAGCAAGUGAAGUAAAAAACAUUGAAAACACCAAUAUGGAUACUACCACUAUACCCAACAUUGACAUUCCUAAAGCUGUUGAAAGUGAGCCUACAAUUGUUAACUCCUCAAGCGACAACUCUGAUGAAGAGAUGCUUGAUUCUAGAGGUGAGUUGAAAGCAGAUGAAGAAAAGUCUGUCAGGGAGAGAAGUGAGUUUGGAUCAUUGGUCGAGGAGGUUGAAGAACAGGUUGCUAGGGAGAGAAGCGAGUCAGAAUCGUCGGUCGAGGACGUUGAAGAACAGGUACCCGAAACAAUGGAAACACAAACUGGAGACAUCUUUGGAGAGAACAGUAACCAGUCUAGUGUGAGUGGAGCCAGUCUGCAGGACAGUGUAACCAGUCAAGAUGUGCCUGACCUUGUCAGACAGUAUGAGUGCCUCAGAGAGAACAAAGUUCGAGCUCUGCGUGAGGACCUUGUGAAGGAGGCGACACAACUUAGGCAGGACCAGGGUCGCCAGGAGAGACUUGCUGCCUCCAUCACUGACCAGAUGAAUUCUGAAGCCCAGGAGCUGCUACAGCUUUUUGGUAUUCCCUACAUUGUGAGCCCGGGGGAGGCUGAGGCCCAGUGUGCCUUCCUGGAGGUGGCAGGUCUCACUCAUGGAACCAUUACUGAUGACAGCGACAUCUGGCUUUUUGGCGGGAAAUGUGUGUUUAAGAACUUUUUCAACCAGAAGAAAUUUGUUGAGUGCUUCAAAGAUGUGAACAUCACCUCCCAACUGGGUUUGGUUCGCCACUCACUCAUCAACCUGGCCCUGCUGUGUGGCAGUGAUUAUACGGAGGGGAUCAAGGGGGUCGGGCCCGUACUGGGUUUGGAGAUCUUGGGCGAGUUUCCCGGUUGUGGGUUCGAGGGUUUGGCCAAGUUCCGUUCUUGGUGGGAGAGGGCUCAGCAAUCUCUCACUAUUCCAAAGUAUGAAUCAAAACUCAAGGCAAAACUGAGGCAACUAGAUCUAAGAUCAGAUUUCCCCAGUCCAGUGGUUGUGGAGGCAUAUUUGAAGCCGACAGUGGAUGAGUCUACAGAGAGGUUUUCAUGGUCGCUACCGAAUCCUGAUCAACUGAGAGAAUACACAGCAAGUAAGCUAGGCUGGGAUAGAAGCAAGACGGACGAAAAUCUGCUGCCAGUUUUGAAACGACUGGCCGAAAAACAGGGUCAAAGAAGUAUAAGUUCGUUCUUCCAACCUGAGGUUUACAUACAGCCGGCCAAGACAAAGAGUAAGAGAGUGCUGAGUGUAGUGGAGAAGAUAAAAAAUCCAGCACCAGUCAAGGACUCAAUUGUGGAUGAUGAUGCUAAUGGUGCAGACAAAACAGACAAAUCAAGUGCUAAGGAGAAAAAGCCAUCAACAAGAGGAACUAGAAACAAGAAAACAGAGAAUAAAAUUGAUGCCGAGAUGGACUUAAUUGUAGAUGAAGAUGAUGUUAAUGAUGUAGACAAAGCAGACAAAUCAAGUGCUAAGGAGAAAAAACCACCAGCAAGAAGAACUAGGAAGAAGAAAAUAGAGAAUAAUGUUGAUGCUGAGAAGGAUAAUGGAAACAUAGUGAAUGACGACCCUAUGACCAAAGUAAUAAGUAUAAAACAUGGAUCACUAAGACAAAAUACUAAAACUAAGGGUAGUGUAUCUCAUAUAAUAGACACUGAUAAACAGCCUACAAAUAAUCAAAGGGAAACAAGAAGUUCCAGAAGUGGGGAAAAACAAAAGGGUCAACUUGAAGGUGCUGGGAAAUUAGAACUGAAUGCUAGACAACAGAAAGGUUUUGAUAAAGCUCAAGAUGAAGUAAAGAAUGUUAAGACUCCAUCCUUUUCAGAGACAUCAGAUUCUGACAGUGAUUCUGAUUCUGAGUUUGAUUCAGACUUCUCUGAUCCUGAACUGGGUGUUGUAAAUAGUGGUGUCUCUGUUGAUGAGAUUCUUAAACUGAAGAUGGGAGAUGAUACUGGUGAUGUAGUUAUGAAAGAUCAUGGAAGUUCUAAUCUACAAAUUCGGGUGUUUGAAAAGAGAUGUCAAGUAGCUGAACUGCUUGGUUUGGAAAAAGGAUCAUUCAAAGAGAGUGACAUUGAAAUAUUAGAUAAGGAAGAAUCUGCAGUAGAAGAAAAUGGUAAAGAUAUAAGAAGUGAUAUGCAUACCGCAGAGGAUAUGCCUGAAGAAAUAAGAAGUGCUAUGCAUACCACAGAGGAAAUGCCUGAAGAAGGCAACACUAAAGUUGAUUAUUCAAUGGAGGGAGGAUUUGUUAAAGAAGAGGCUGAUUACAAAAUACAUGAUACUGUUCAUCAGGGAGAACAAUCAGAAGUUUUCUGCACACAAGAAAAACAAUGUGACACAAAAAUUAUUGACCAUGAUGCUGUAGUUGAGUAUAAAAAUGGAACAAAAUCUCUAGACAAUAAUACUGCUCUGUGUGUUCCUGAAAAAUCAACAUCUGAUAUUAAAAAUGAUAUUAAGAAGGAACCAGAUGAUGUUAAAACUGUUGAAUCAAACACAUCCACAAACUCUGAACCACAGAGGCGACAAUCUCAGAGAAAACGAUCAUCACGGAAAGAAGUCUCAAUCUACACAGAAAACCCUCUGCAGCCCAUCGUGAAGGGCGUCCCUUGGAAAGAUACAGGCAGGAGUAAACGUAGAGGUCCAACAGGGAAGGGUUCAAGUAAGAAUAAGUGUACAAAACUACCCAAGGAAAUUGUUACAAAAAAUGACCGCAAGGCCAGAGUUAAAGGUCCCAAUUUUGGCUGUGUGAAUCUCUCAGAGAGUGAUUCUGAUUAAAUUUAUACAUCUAGCUAGAUCAGUUGCCAUAUUUGUAAUAGCCAUAAUAAGGUCCACUAUUUAAUUUGGUAUAUAUCUGUGAUAUAUUUAUAUAUUUUUUGCUUUUUUGAAUGUUCUCUUUCAAUCUGUAUUGAUAUUUAUAAUUAUUUUUAAUAAUCAACUAUUAAUGCAGGUUUGCUCAGGUAUUUUAAUGUAAUACUAUUUCACAAAAAUUUGGACCCAAAAUGCGCAAUUAAAAAAAUUAAAUUAACAAGUCAUUAUUGAGUUACCGAUAUGUUUUAAUGCAGUUUUAUUCUCAUAAUAGAUCUUCAGACUCAGGUUCUCAAAGCAGUCUUUGGUUUGUUUCUUUGUUUGAAAUGUGCUAUGAUUAAUUCAUAAUUUUUGGCAUUCUUUUGCUUUUUGCUUUUUAGCAAUUCUUAUGGCCCAGGAUCCGUAUUACAGAAGCAUCUUAAGUAAAGAUGUUUUUAACAUAUUUUAACUUUUAAGUGUAAAAUUUGGAAUUCUGAUAUUUCUUCAAAAAAGUAUUCUGCAAAAUAAAUUUAUCAUUUUUAAAAGCUUAAAUGUCCAAAUAUUAAUUGCAGAAUAUACACUAAGCAUAACACUUUCUAACUGUGAAGUAAAUCAUUUCAGGAAAUUGUUGAAUUUAAGGAAAAGGUGCAAUUUAACCUUAGAUGCUUCUGUUAUAUGGCCCGUGGACCCAUUAGAAAAGGUUAAAAACACUGCUUACAAUGUACUUAUUCAAAACAUCUAGUUAGAAAUAGGUUUACUAUAUGUGUUACACAUGUGUUUUAAAUCUUGCAUGACUUGAUUAGAAUUUAGAGCAAAACACCUUUUUUUAUGUGAUUUUAAGUCUUAAAGCCUUUCUAUUUCCAGUGAUUUUUUUUGGAAAUAUUUUUACCGCCUGUGCCUUGCAAAUUGGGAAAAAAAUCCAGAUUGGAAAAAAAUACAAAAUCAGAUCAAAAUAGCAAAUAUAAUGGCAAAUACACAUGUUUUCACCUUUUUAUGCAUACUUUAUUCUGUGAAAGAGUUAAUUUUGUCAAGGUUUUGUUUAUUUAUCAAGAAAUUCAUUGCUUUUUUAUUCACUAACAUAAUGUGCAUUUAUCAAAUUGGGAAAAAAUUCUAAUUCUUUGGGAAAAAAUGGACAUUUUUUCGCGAAGGGAAACAGGCUUUAGAAGGCAGUAAAUUGCGCCAAAAAAAACACUGAUUUCAUACACGAUUUAUAGUAAAAUAACUUCCAAUGUUUCAAUUUCAUGUGAGAAAUAAGUAGAUCUACUUUAUUUUGAUGGAAUCCUGGAAUUUGAAUACAUGUAGUUAAAUUGUUAAUUCAAUCAGACGAAAGGUCAUGAUCUUGCUUUAAGGUUUUAAAUUAGUUUAAACAUAUUUAUUUUACAACGAUUGUGAAACAAAUUAUUACAACAUUAUAUUAAUCACUCUCGUUGGCACGAUUUUACGCGAGAGUGUGGUCUUGUGAUGUGGGGGAAACCGGAGAACCUGGAGGAAACCUACUUGUCCGGCUUGGUGACCACAAACCAAACUCACAUGCACCCAGGCCGGGAAUCGAACCCGGGUCGCCUAGGUGAGAAGCGAGUGCACUAACCGGACAACCAAUGUAAGGUCUUAUGGUCACAUUUCUGAAUGAUCACUGUUUCCAAAAUUGCUAUUUUUGGUUCAGUCGAUAAGAAGUAUGUAGAACUGAUAGUUUAGUGUUCAUUUGGAUUUUUUUUCUUUUUAAAUGAGUACAUAUAUAUUAAGGCGACAACAAUGUAAAUAAUACACAAAUUGAUUGACAAAAGUCCUUUCCUGAGGAAAAGUGUUCUAGAAGGUGAACUGACCUGUGAGUGAACCUUAUGUUUUUAUAGCAAAGGAAUAUAAGGACAAUUGCAUAAGGAAUAUUAGGACAUAAUUUUACUAGAUUAAUUGCUAGUUUGGUGUUUAAAACAGGAGAUAACGGUCUCAGGCCUAGAUAUUCGUCGAGGGUCGUGCUCCUCCAUAACAUACUGUCAUACUGACAUUGUCAGUCGAGUGGCACAUUUAUAUAUAUCUGCUUCUUCAGCAACUCUAUGUAUACAUAGGUCUUCUUCUCUUUCACUCGGUAUACUGCCCAUCUUCUACAUUUUUGUGUUCCGUACAUGUUUUUUUUUAGUCUGCAUGCAAACAAACAAAAAAUGUUGAUUUUUAUAAAAUCAGAUUUGAUCACAUCAUAACACCUCAUGAAGUCUUAAAAACAAUUUCAUUUAUGCAUAUUCUUAACAAUUUUUAUCAAAUGCCUGACAUUUUGGUGCUUAGAGCAUGGUGCUCAUGUAUGUUCUCUAAUGUUCUUACCUGACAGAGCCAUCUUUGUUGUGUUGAAUUUCCCUUUCCGAAUGAUUGUUGUUUUCAAUUGCUGCUAUGAGGUUUCUCAUAUGGUACACUGGUGGGAGUAGGAGAACCAGUUUGUACUGAUAGGGGUACUAGUCAUCCUUGGAAAUGAAUCUGCUUUGUUAAUGACAAACGGAACUCUUGAGGAAUCAGUUGCAAAUGUUAAAGACAAAUUGUAAAUAUUGUACUCUUCUUAGUUUAAUCACCUUUUUGACAUGCAGAAUAAGUACUAUAACAAAUAUUAAAAUAAGAAAUCCAAUAGUGGCAGCAAGGGAUGUUACUGAAA
Messenger RNA from Mya arenaria, 7638 nucleotides. Its product is annotated as DNA excision repair protein ERCC-5-like. Gene Ontology annotation, biological process: nucleotide-excision repair. The record is from RefSeq and is a predicted model, not a curated record. Gene Ontology annotation, cellular component: nucleus. The transcript has 17 exons. Lineage: Eukaryota; Metazoa; Mollusca; Bivalvia; Myida; Myidae. The coding region runs from base 138 to 4994 and encodes 1618 amino acids. Gene Ontology annotation, molecular function: DNA endonuclease activity; single-stranded DNA binding.